GGGAUUUGAACCAAUCCGGGUAGGAAAAAACGCUCUUUGGGCAGAGGAAAUUGUAGCCCGCCAUUGUGUAAGACGCACUGUGUAGAGAGCAGGGGGCAACUAUUUUAGAGCUUUUUUCUGUCCUGAAAUUGAAAACGCAGCGUCGAAAGGGAAAGAAAUGUCAACCGGCAGCCUGGUGGGGCAAGUAAAGAGAGACACUUUAUGAAGCGGAGCUCGCCGUGUGAGUGAGUAGCGUAGCGCGGUGUAGAGUAGUGCGGUGCAGUGCAGCGGUAGGCCUGACCACCUGCUGUCCGACUCCCUGGUCUAAAAAGAAAACCUCGUUCAUUUUCCCGUCUUUUUCAUCCUCACAACUCAAACCUUCAUGAAUCACCUGGACCCAAUCCAGAGACCGAAAGGCCAAGGAAACAAAGUGCAAAACGGAGCUGUUGCCCAAAAGGAGACUUUAAAUGAUGAUGAGUUCGAGCCUUAUCUGAACGCUCAGCCCAGACAGAGCAAUGCAUAUACGGCUAUGUCCGAUUCCUAUAUGCCUAGCUACUAUAGCCCCUCCAUAGGAUUCACCUACUCGCUUAAUGAAGCAGCGUGGUCCACCGGUGGUGAUCCUCCUAUGCCCUACCUGGCCUCUUAUGGACAGCUUAGCAAUGGGGAGCACCACUUCCUCCCGGACGCCAUGUUCGGCCAGUCAGGGGCACUUGGGAGCAACCCUUUCCUGGGUCAGCAUGGCUUCAACUUUUUCCCCAGCGGAAUCGACUUCUCGGCCUGGGGGAACAGCAGCUCUCAGGGACAGUCCACGCAGAGUUACGCCUACGCGCCCAGUUCGCUCGGGGGCGCUGUGAUCGAUGGACAGUCUCCGUUCACCGCCAAUGAGCCUCUUAAUAAGGCUGUGGGGAUGAACAGUUUGGACCAGAGUAUGGCAGGGUUAAAGAUCGGGGCAGGAGACAUGACGCCCAAAAUUGUUGGUUCUGGACUUCCUGGUGGACCUUUGAAUCAGGUAUCGGCGGCUCCGAGCAUGCCCCCGCCUUCCAUUGCACCCGCCAAAGUGGCAUCCUGGGCGGACAUUGCCAGCAAGCCUGCCAAACCCCAGCCUAAGAUCAAGACUAAAGGCACCUUGGGGGGCACGAACCUUCCCCCUCCUCCAAUCAAACACAACAUGGAUAUCGGCACGUGGGACAACAAAGGGGCUGUGCCGAAAGCAGCAACGCCUCAGCAGCCUGCACUGCCUACCAACGGACAGCCACCCAAUCAGGCCUCUCCUCAGCCAGCUGCACCUGCCAUAGGGGUACCCCAGCUUCCCCUUACCAACGGACAGCUAGCACCCCCUUCUGUUCCGUUAGGACAGCAUCCCCAGGCUCCUAAUGGGCAGCCAGGUAUGGCUCCACCUCAACUUCAAGGCCCACCCCCUCCACCGCAACCGUCUCAACCAACCCGCUGGGUCCCUCCUCGCAACCGGGCCAACGGUUUUGGAGACGGGGGAGGCGGGGCCAGUCAGUCCCCUCCCAGUGCCGGAAUAGGUGGCAUCUGUGUGGCGUCGGAGCCGCACCCGGUUCUCGAGAAGCUACGCCUUGUUAACAACUACAACCCGAAGGACUUUGACUGGAACCCCAAGCAGGGACGCGUGUUCAUCAUAAAGAGCUACUCGGAGGACGACAUCCACCGCUCCAUCAAGUACAACGUGUGGUGCAGCACGGAGCACGGCAACAAGCGGCUGGACGCGGCGUACCGCUCUCUGGUCGGGAAAGGCCCGCUCUACCUGCUUUUCAGCGUCAACGGCAGCGGCCACUUUUGCGGCGUGGCGGAAAUGCGCUCGCCCGUGGACUACAACACGUGCGCCGGCGUGUGGUCGCAGGACAAGUGGAAGGGUCGGUUCGACGUGCGCUGGAUCUUCGUCAAGGACGUUCCCAACAGCCAGCUGCGUCACAUUCGCCUUGAGAACAACGAGAACAAGCCGGUGACCAACUCGCGCGACACGCAGGAGGUCCCGCUCGACAAGGCGCGGCAGGUACUCAAGAUCAUCGCGGGCUACAAGCACACCACCUCCAUCUUUGACGACUUUUCUCACUACGAGAAGCGCCAGGAGGAGGAGGAGAGUGUUAAAAAGGUGGAGGUCCAGGGGAAUGACCUGUACUCGAGUAAUCCCAGCCGGAGUCACUACAGACUGCAGGAUCGUCAAGGACGCGUCAAGUAAAAGCCACUUGGGUUUUUUUGGGGGUGGGGGAAUAAAGACUGACAUGGUCCUGCUCUCUCCAACCAUACAUCCAGAUGUUUUCACUGAUUCUUCUGGGAAAAGACUAAACCAAGGAUUCAAAGCAAGAAAAAGAAACGAACGAAAAAAAAAAACCAACCCUAAAUGAAGACUCUUCUCUUGAUUUUCUGUUGACUUAAAAGACUUACUUUGAACUUAUAGUAAAAGGAAAAAAAACGAUUAUUCAUAGGACUACAACUUAAUUCUAUAGGAUGCUUAGGUGAUCAUUUGCGCUCCUUUUUUCUUUUUUUUUUUUUUUUUUUUUUUUUUGCUGCUUCUCUUCUCCCUUUUUUUUUUUUUUUAAAUACCGUUUUGUUUUUACAGUCCAAGAGCAAGGCUGGUCUGCCUCAUCGCUAAAGUCUAUAGUGGAUUUUUUUUUUUUUUUUUUAGUAUUGGAUUCUAUGGCCUUGCCUGAACAUGGCAGUCUGUUUCAUUUCUUUGUUAAACCCUCCCUCUUUUUUUUCCCCCUUUUUAUUGGAAAUGAUCCCAUCAGGAUGCACAGUGGGAGUGGCCUUUCAGUGGAUGUUGCAUUUGUGAAUCAUUUCUACAGUCGCCUGUGAAAAUUCAUUGCCUUUCACACACAAAAAAAGGAACGAUCCCCUUUACUCAAUCAUAAUUAAUAUUCAGAAUUUUUUUUUUUAGGGCCUGGUGGAAGGUAAAAUUUUUGGUCAGGACAGUUUAAGCGAACACCAGAAAUGUUGCGUUCAUCCUUUUUUUCUUUUUCUUUUUUUUAAUGGUGUGCAAAAAAAUGGGGCUGUAUUUAAAAGUCUUCUGACCUUUUUUUUUUUUUUCCCCUCUCUCUCUCGCCUUUCCCCCCUCCCUUAAAUGAUGUUGCUACAGGCUGCUCUCUUCUUGUCAUCCGUUUUUUUCUUUCUCUCUCUUCUCUGUUAAAGUCCGCAUCGAGCUGGGCUGUGCGCCCUCUCUUUCUAUUACUCAGUUCAUGAAAAUAAAUGUGGUAUACUCAGCA
This is a messenger RNA of Silurus meridionalis, 3206 nucleotides long. RefSeq names its product YTH N(6)-methyladenosine RNA binding protein 2 (gene ythdf2). Lineage: Eukaryota; Metazoa; Chordata; Actinopteri; Siluriformes; Siluridae. Gene Ontology annotation, biological process: mRNA destabilization. The transcript is spliced from 5 exons. The record is from RefSeq and is a predicted model, not a curated record. Bases 362 to 2182 code for a protein of 606 amino acids. Gene Ontology annotation, molecular function: mRNA binding; N6-methyladenosine-containing RNA reader activity. Gene Ontology annotation, cellular component: cytoplasm.